AUGAAACAGGUUUCCAAUGGCCUGAAUUCGAACUGUCCUCAACCCAUUCACCUUCAGUCCCUCGGCUUGGCUGAUCAAUCGCCAUGUAAACACAUCCCGCUGGCCUCGAGCGAGGGAAUUGCAGGGCAAGGGAUCCAAACAGCGUACAUCAGGUUCCUCCAGCGUCCCGGCCGUUGGCUACUCGAUAAUCAGAUUGGAUUCUCUUCUGUCUGCAUCGCCGUCCUUCUCUUCACACACCUCUGCGUGCCGGAAGCGCGAUUCCACGCAUCCAAGUUCCUUUUCAUUUCGCAUCACAGCGCCAGUCGAAGGACCUACGCGGUCGGCGGAGAUGACUUCUACUUCACCGGCUUCUGCAUCGUCCUCUUCACCGGGCUCCGUGCCGCUCUCAUGAAGUACAUUCUGACCCCGUUGGCCAGGCAUUUGGGGAUAUCCAGAACGAAGGACGUCAACCGGUUCGCCGAGCAAGCGUGGCUGCUCUGCUACUACUCGGUCCUGUGGACGCUAGGCAUGUACAUCUAUUGCACCUCCAGCUAUUUUCUCAAUUUGAAGGAGCUGUGGACCGAGUGGCCCACGCGGGAGCUGCCGGGGAUCAACAAGAUAUACAUUCUGGGGCAGGGGGCAUUUUGGUUGCAGCAGCUGCUCGUUAUCCACAUCGAACAGCGUCGCAAGGACCAUUGGCAGAUGCUGGCUCAUCACACCAUCACGAUCAUCUUGAUUUCCACGUCGUAUGUCUGGCACCUAACCCGGGUGGCCAAUUUGAUCCUGAUCCUGAUGGACGUGGUUGACAUUCUCUUCUCGCUAGCCAAGUGUCUGAAAUACCUAGGCCUAUUCACCCUCUGCGAUGUCAUGUUCGGCGUCUUCAUGCUAUCGUGGUUCUUGGCUCGGCACGUCUUCUACCUCCUCACGAUGUGGAGUAUCUAUACCCACAUGGUUGACAUAAUCCCCGUCGGCUGCUUCCACGGAUCGCAGGACAAUCUGACAGGUCCCACACCUCUGCCCGAGCGAGGGUGGUCACAAAUUCUGGAUCCCUUCCGAAACCCGUCCGGCACGAUCUGCUUCAGUCGCGGGGUGAAUUGGGCCUUCUUGGGGGCCCUGGGGUUUCUGCAGUUACUGAACUUGGCGUGGCUCGUCAUGAUUGUGCGGGUGGCCGUUCGGGUUUUCAAGGGCCGCGGCGCGGAGGAUGUACGCAGUGAAGAUGAGGACGAAGACGAGAAACCAGUCCAGACAGGCGAGUGCGACGAUGCUUCAUCUCGUGCAAGGGCGAUUGGCGUGGCCGCGACGGAUCUUAAAAGCCCGAUGCGCAUGACGAGUGUGAAGAGAACUGCCCAUUCGACAAGCGUUGGUUUGCCGCGGCGCAGCGAUCAAAAGCAAUUGCUGGGCCGACUGGGCUGCGAGAGACAAAUUUACUAA
Messenger RNA from Aspergillus steynii IBT 23096, 1410 nucleotides. Its product is annotated as longevity assurance proteins LAG1/LAC1. Gene Ontology annotation, cellular component: membrane. Lineage: Eukaryota; Fungi; Ascomycota; Eurotiomycetes; Eurotiales; Aspergillaceae. Gene Ontology annotation, biological process: ceramide biosynthetic process. The coding region runs from base 1 to 1410 and encodes 469 amino acids. The transcript is spliced from 4 exons. The record is from RefSeq and is a predicted model, not a curated record. Gene Ontology annotation, molecular function: sphingosine N-acyltransferase activity.